AUGUCCGUCUUUCUUCUGACGGCGCUGGCUGCUUUGGCCUCAUCUCGAGAAAUCAGCUUCCCGCCCGUGGCCGGCCUUCAAUCUCCCAUUGGCAUUGACACUCCAACCCUGGGCUUGGACAUCUCCCAGUCACAGUUCGCAGGCCUGACCACAUAUGGCAACUUACCAUAUGUUCACUGCCUCGCUGGUGAUGGCGCCGAUGUCGAAGCUUACGAUAUUGCCAUCCUGGGAGCCCCGUUCGACACCGGAGUCACAGCACGUCCUGGAGCGAGGUUUGGCCCUACUGGCAUCCGGCAGGGCUCAAGGAGGAUUGGUCCUGAUUUUGCGUGGAACAUCUAUACGGGCAAGAAUGCCUUCAGACAAGGGCUAAAGAUUGUUGAUUGUGGGGAUGCACCCUUGACUGUCUUGGUGUGUACAGUUCGCGGCAGUAUGAGUUAAAGUAGUAGACUGGGCACUGACUCUGCUGGCUAGGAUAACACCAUAGCUCUGAAGCAACUCGACAGGGCGCAUAAGGUAUAGAAGCUCCUCGCCGUAAAAUAACUUGAGCAGAAUUGUGUUGCUCACCACGGCACAGGUCAUAUCUGCGCGGACAGCAAACGCUUCAGAUUUCAAGACUCCGCGCAUCAUUACUCUUGGAGGAGACCACACGACAACACUACCUGCACUGAGGUCUGCUUUCCACCACUUCGGCCAAGUCUCUGUGAUCCAUUUCGAUAGUCAUCUCGACACGUGGGAUCCGGAAGUCUUGGGCGGAGGCAUCUCGCAUUACGCCAGUGUGAAUCACGGUACUUUCCUCCACAUCGCCCACGAAGAAGGACUGAUUCGCAACUCUUCCAUCCAUGCUGGUAUCAGAGCACCAACAUCGAACCCGAAAUAUGACCUGGCCAACGACAAAGCUUGUGGAUUCCAUAUCUUGAAGGCCCGGGACCUUGAUAAGAUCGGGACUACCGGCGUGAUCGAGAAGUUGAAGCAAAGAGUCGCUGGCUCCAAGGUGUAUAUCAGCGUUGAUAUCGAUGUUCUGGAUCCUGCCUAUGCUCCUGCGACGGGGACUGCCGAAGUGGGAGGAUGGACGACUCGUGAACUGUUGACGGUUCUUGAUGGACUGAGCGGCAUGGAAGUGAUAGGUGCCGAUGUCGGUAUGAGUUGUAUUAUUAUCGCUCAAGGUAGAAAGUAUCACCGCUGACUUUCACGCCCUGCAGUCGAGGUAGCGCCCGUCUACGACAACAAUGGAGAGACGACAGUGCUAGCAGCUGCUGAGGUACGUUAUCGAAGAGCAAAAGCUGCCCCGAAUGCAUCUCCUGUGCCUCGAGUCCUUCGACCGCCUCCCGACCGCCUCCUCUUGCUUUACUUUCUCGAGACACUAGCUGAUCUUUCACGCCUCUGUCUGCAGGUGGUCCAUUCUCUCAUCCAACUCAUGGCUGACAAGCCUGUGGCACCCUUGAACCGCGAUUAA
Molecule: messenger RNA, 1453 nt
Organism: Lecanosticta acicola
Lineage: Eukaryota; Fungi; Ascomycota; Dothideomycetes; Mycosphaerellales; Mycosphaerellaceae
Source: the annotation of a GenBank genome assembly